CACGCGGGAGGCGGGAUUGGGGGGAGGGCCCUGGGCUGCCCCUCCCGCCCCCUGCCCGCCCACCCGAAGCUCCAGACCGGGAGGCAAGAGCUGCGGGUGCCCCCUGCGCUCUCUGCCUCCUCCGCGCCCCCGCUCCUACCUGUAGAGUCCGAGGGUCUCCCCCUCCCCGGACACCUAUUCUUUCUCCUCCGGAAACCUCCCGCCUAGCUACCCGCGUCUCACAUAGGCGGCGCUGGGACCCCGGGACGGGGCGCCAGGUUCGCAGCUGGUGACAUGUAGAUGCCCCCUCGGUGGUCCAGCCUCGGCACCUGGGCGCCCUUCUGCCCGUUAAAGUUUGGGGCUGGGCGCCAUGGCCAAGAGCAGCUCCCUGAAUGUUCGCGUGGUGGAGGGCCGGGCGCUGCCCGCAAAGGACGUGUCUGGGAGCAGUGACCCCUACUGCAUCGUGAAGGUGGACGACGAGGUGGUGGCCAGAUGCCUUCGUGAGCACAAAACAGCAACUGUCUGGAGGAGCUUGAGCCCCUUCUGGGGGGAGGAGUACACCAUUCACCUGCCCUUGGAUUUCCACCACCUGGGCUUCUACGUGCUGGACGAGGAUACAGUGGGGCACGAUGACGUCAUUGGCAAGAUCUCGCUGAGCAGGGAAGCGAUUGCAGCCGACCCCAGAGGAAUUGAUAGCUGGAUCAACCUGAGCCGUGUGGACCCAGAUGCAGAGGUUCAGGGUGAGAUCUACUUGGAUGUACAGAUGCUGGAAGAUACACGGGGCCGUUGUCUACGCUGUCAUGUGCUCCAGGCCAGGUGUGGACAAAGAGGACCCCAGCAGUAUCAGGAUGGCAUCCUACCAACUUGGGACCUGGCCCCCCGAGAUAUCACCGGCACAUCUGACCCAUUCGCACGCGUGUUCUGGGGCAGCCAGAGCUUGGAGACGUCAACCAUCAAGAAGACCCGCUUCCCACACUGGAAUGAAGUGCUGGAGCUGCGGGAGAUGCCGGGAGCCCCAGCCCCGCUGCGGGUGGAGCUCUGGGACUGGGACAUGGUGGGCAAGAAUGACUUCUUGGGUAUGGUGGAAUUCCCCCCACGGGUCCUGCAGCAGAACGCCCCCAGAGGCUGGUUCCGUCUCCUGCCCUUUCCCAGAGCCGAGGAGGAUUCUGGGGGGACCCUGGGCGCGCUGCGGCUGAAGGUGCGCCUCAUUGAGGACCGCGUCCUCCCUUCCCGGUACUACCAGCCGCUCACGGAGCUGCUCAUGGCAUCUGUGCUGGGCCCGGCAGAGGAGGAUGCUGCCAGUCCCCUGGCCGUGCUGGAGGAGCUGACCUUGGGGGACUGCCGCCAGGACCUUGCCACCAAGCUGGUGAAGCUCUUUCUUGGCCAAGGCCUGGCCGGACCCUUUCUGGACUAUCUCACCCGGCGUGAGGUGGCCCGGACCACUGACCCCAACACCCUCUUCCGUUCUAACUCCCUGGCAUCCAAGGCAAUGGAACAGUUUAUGAAGCUCGUGGGCAUGCCUUACCUGCACGAGGUCCUGAAGCCGGUGAUUCACCGCGUCUUCGAGGAAAAGAAGUACAUGGAGCUGGACCCGUGCAAGAUGGACCUAGGCCGCUCUAGGAGAAUCUCCUUCAAGGGUGCACCCUCGGAGGAGCACGUGCGGGACGCCAGCCUCGGGUUGCUGACGGGCUACCUGGGGCCCAUCGUGGACGCCAUCGUGGGCUCUGUGGGGCGCUGUCCGCCUGCCAUGCGCCUUGCCUUCAAGCAACUGCACCAAUGCGUGAAGGAGCGCUUCCCCCAGGCGGAGCAUGAGGACGUGAAGUACCUGGCCAUAAGCGGCUUUCUCUUCCUGCGGUUCUUUGCACCUGCCAUCCUCACCCCAAAGCUGUUUGACCUCCGGGACCAGCAUGCAGAUCCCCAGACCAGCCGCUCACUGCUACUGCUUGCCAAGGCUGUGCAGAGCAUCGGAAACCUAGGCCAGCAGCUGGGCCAGGGCAAGGAGCUAUGGAUGGCCCCUCUCCACCCCUUCCUGCUACAGAGUAUCUCACGUGUGAGACACUUCCUGGACCAGCUGGUGGAUGUGGAUGGGGAGGAGGAGGCUGGGGGCCCAGCCAGGGCCCUGGUGGCCCCCUCGGUGAUCGUCCGUGAAGGUUACCUGCUGAAGCGCAAGGAGGAGCCCGCCAGCCUGACCACCCGCUUCGCCUUCAAGAAGCGGUACUUCUGGCUCAGCGGGGAGGCGCUCUCCUACUCCAAGAGUCCAGAGUGGCAGAUGCGCUCCUCCAUCCCGGUGUCGCACAUCCGUGCGGUGGAGCGCGUGGACGAGGGCGCCUUCCAGCUGCCGCACGUGAUGCAGGUGUUAACGCAGGACGCUGCCGGUGUGCUGCACACCACUUACCUCCAGUGCAAGAAUGUGAAUGAGCUCAACCAGUGGCUGUCAGCCCUGCGCAAGGCCAGCGCCCCCAACCCGGACAAGCUGGCCUCCUGCCACCCUGGUGCCUUCCGCAGCUCGCGCUGGACCUGCUGCCUCCAGGCUGAGCGCUCAGCUGCUGGUUGCAGCCGCACACACUCGGCCGUCACCCUGGGGGACUGGAGUGACCCGCUGGAUCCUGACGCUGAGAUCCAGAUGGUGUACCGGCAGCUGCUCCUGGGGCGGGACCAGCUCAGGAUGAAAUUCCAGGAGGAUCCCAACAUAGAUUCCAGUCCAGAGGCAGACACAGAGAAAGGCUCCGGGGCCACGGAAGGGGUCUGUCCCGAUGCCCUGGCCCGGCACAGAGAGGCAGCUGCCCGCCUGCUGGAGGUGCUCGAAGAUCUGGACAGAGCCCAUGAAGAGUUCCAGCAGCGGGAGCAGCAGAGGGCAGCCCUGAGCCCCCUCGGGCACUGAGAAAAGGCCAGAACCAGCCUGGAAGGGGAAGGAAGGCGCCAGAGGACCCCCUCUCGGAGCACCCUGGCGUCCUGAGGCUGUCCUGUUCCUCGUUGAUGCUGUAGGGUGCAGGCUGCUGGAGAUCUAGUCUCUGUGCCCUAAGUGCAGAACCCCGGGCACAGAAGCCCUGUAGCAGGGGGCUGGCCUUUGUACUGAAUGACUCUCAGUCUCUGGGCGAGGCAGAUGGGAAUGGAUGGGAUAAGGAGCCUGACUCAUUCGGCUCAGCGGAAGGUCUCUGCUAAACCAGACGGGCUCCUGCCCACACCGACCAGGCCCACCUGGUCCUGAGCUGCUGGAUACAGCUGUCUGUGAAUCCCCGACACCCACGUGGCCUCGUUGCCCCAGACAGGCACUAAAGAGGCUCAGCCCUUCCUGUUUUCAUGUCUGCCAAUCCAUGUAACCUCACUGAUCCUCCUGAACCCUGCCUUGGCCGAGAGUCCUAACCGCAAGCUUCCAGAAUCUGGUUCCCUCGGGAAUAAUGGAGGCUUGGAGCUCAGCAUGCCAGACCCAGACCCUUGGAGCCUGGGGACCUUGGCCUAGGUUCUGACCCCCUCUUUGAGCCUUGGUUCAUGCUGUAUAAAAUGAGGGAGUGUCUCGA
Molecule: messenger RNA, 3497 nt
Organism: Mustela lutreola (European mink)
Lineage: Eukaryota; Metazoa; Chordata; Mammalia; Carnivora; Mustelidae
Gene: RASAL1
Product: RAS protein activator like 1
Exons: 23
Coding region: 350-2860 (836 amino acids)
Biological process (GO): negative regulation of Ras protein signal transduction; cellular response to calcium ion; regulation of GTPase activity
Molecular function (GO): GTPase activator activity
Source: RefSeq, a predicted model, not a curated record